AUGUCUCCCGAGCAGAAGGCCCUCUCCACCUGCGGACUCCCCGGCACCAUGGCCGGUGGCUGCCCCCACAAGGCGGCCUCCGGCGCCGGGGCGCUCUCCGUCGCCGCCUGCGCUUCGGAGAAGCCUGACACCACUACCGAGGCCGGUGCGGCCGCCUGCUGCGACCAGGCGGUCGCGCUGGCGGCCCAGACGGCCGCCCAGGCCGGCGCCGCACCCGCCGACGACGGGACCCUCUCCCGGGCCGCGGCGGCGGUCUGCCGCGCUCAGGGUGCCACCAUCCCCUCGGUGCUGGAGGCCCUGUCCAGCCCUGAGGCCAAUCCCGAUGCCCUGCCCUUCUUCGUGUGCGACCUGAAUGUGGUCCGCGAGCGGCUGGCCCUCUGGCGCCGGGAGCUCCCGGACGUUGUCCCCCACUAUGCCAUCAAGUGCUGCCCGGACCCGCGCCUCAUGCAGACCCUGGCCGAUCUCGGGGCCUCCUUCGACUGCGCCAGCAUCAGUGAGAUCCGCUCGGUGCUGGCCCUCGGCGUGGCCCCGGAGCGCAUCAUCUAUGCCAACCCCACCAAGCCGGCGUCGCACAUUCGCCAGUCGGCGGCCGUCGGCGUGGACCUCAUGACCUUCGACAAUGCGGAGGAGCUGCGCAAGAUGCACGACGCUCUUCCGAUCUCCCUGGCCGAUCUCGGGGCCUCCUUCGACUGCGCCAGCAUCAGUGAGAUCCGCUCGGUGCUGGCCCUCGGCGUGGCCCCGGAGCGCAUCAUCUAUGCCAACCCCACCAAGCCGGCGUCGCACAUUCGCCAGUCGGCGGCCGUCGGCGUGGACCUCAUGACCUUCGACAAUGCGGAGGAGCUGCGCAAGAUGCGCCAGGAGCACCCCGGGGUCCGGGCCGUUCUGCGCAUCCUGGCCGACGACAGCAAGUCCGUUUGCGCCUUCGGGCGCAAGUUCGGCGCCCAUCCCCACACCACUCGCGCUCUCCUGGCCCGUGCUCAGGCCCUGGGCGUCCGCGUGGUCGGUGUCUCCUUCCAUGUGGGCUCGGGCUGCUUCGAUCCCGAGAGCUUCGCCGAUGCGGUCCGCCGUGUUGGUCGGGUUUUCGCCGAGGCCGCGGCCCUGGGCAUGCCCCAGCUGGAGCUGGUUGACAUUGGUGGCGGCUUCCCCGGCGUCGACAAUGUCGAUGGCGCUCCCUUCCAUGAGGUGGCCGCUGCCCUGCGCCCGGAGCUGGCCCGGUUCCCGCCCGGGCUGGAGCUGGUUGACAUUGGUGGCGGCUUCCCCGGCGUCGACAAUGUCGAUGGCGCUCCCUUCCAUGAGGUGGCCGCUGCCCUGCGCCCGGAGCUGGCCCGGUUCCCGCCCGGGGUCCGGUUCAUCGGCGAGCCGGGGCGCUUUUUCGCCGCGCCGGCCUUCAGCCUGGCGGUCAAUGUCACCAGCCGCCGGCGCAUCCCGGCCGUCCCGGGCUCCGAUGAGGGUGCCGACGAUGCGGCGGCCACCACCGCUGCCCUGACCACCGGCCUGGCGGCCGCCGACAGCGGGGCUGCCUACGACUUCGAGGCCAUUGCCGAGGCGGCGCGCGAGGCACGCCGUGCCGCCGGCAUCGCCACCCCCUCCCCGGGUGGUGCCUCCCCCACGGGCUCCACCGAGUUCGUGGUCGGCCCGCCGGUGCUCUCCUUCCCGGCCGAUGACAACACCGACGUGCAGCCCGGUGACCAGUUCAUGUACUACGUCAAUGACGGCGUGUAUGGGUCCUUCAACUGCAUCCAGUUCGACCAUGCGCGGGUCAUCCCGGCGGUCCUGCGCCGCUCGGGCGAGCCCUGCCUCGGGACCUUCGACCAGGCGGCCCUGUCCCAUGCGCUGGAUGCCAUCAGCAGCGCCGCCGACAACAGCCAGGCCGACACCCGGUCGGUCACCCCCGAGGGCGAGGUCGAUGGCGACCUGCUGCACACUUGCAGUGUUUGGGGCCCCACCUGCGACUCGAUUGACCUCAUCGUGCCGGAGACCCGCCUGCCGCGCCUGUCCAUCGGUGACUGGCUGGCCUUCCGCAACAUGGGUGCCUACACCCUGACCGCCGCGUCGGAGUUCAACGGCUUCGCCAAGGCCUCGGUCUUCUACAUUCCCCUGCGCGAGGAGUAA
Molecule: messenger RNA, 2112 nt
Organism: Fonticula alba
Lineage: Eukaryota; Rotosphaerida; Fonticulaceae
Exons: 2
Coding region: 1-2112 (703 amino acids)
Cellular component (GO): cytoplasm
Molecular function (GO): ornithine decarboxylase activity
Source: RefSeq, a predicted model, not a curated record